AUGAGUAGUCAGUUUAUUUGGACGGGGUUUCAGGUGGCUGCGCUGAAAAUUUCGCGGAGGGAGCGAAUCAUGGACGCUCUGAGAAGUAAUCCAAAAGUGCGUAUGCGAGAUCCGGCAGUUGUUGAGCAAAAAUUGAAAUUGUUAGUCGAAGGUGGACUCGAUAAAUUAAUGGUGAGUAUUUGGUGGAGAUCAGCACACCAACAUAUUGUCAAUGCGAAAUUUACAUAUCAAGCGAUUGAACGUUUCGUUGAAGCAUCGAAAAUUGAAUUACGAGAUGAAGCGGACGAGAUGAUAUUAGAUCUGAGUGAAAACGACGUUCCGUUGAUAAUCUUUUCGGCCGGUAUCGGAAACGUUAUCGAUAUCUACUUGAAGAAACGAUUGGGGAAAAAACCCCGAAAUGUGCAUCUCAUCUCGAAUAUGAUGGAUUUUGACGAAUUGGGAGUUGUGAAUGGUUUUAGGGAACCGCUUAUUCAUACGUUCUGUAAGAACGGUUCAGUGAUUGGACGCAAACGUUCGUUCUAUAGCGAUGUGGCCCUUCGUACGAAUGUCUUGUUGAUGGGCGAUAGUCUCGGAGAUCUGAAUAUGGACGUUGGAGUAGAGGGUGAAACCGUGGCGCUUAAGAUUGGUUUCUUGAAUUUCAACGUUGAUUCAUUGUUGGAGAAUUUUCUGAACGGUUACGACAUAGUAUUAAUCGAUGAUCAAUCGAUGAAUGUGGCCAGGAACAUCAUUGAAAUGGUAUCACAAACGAAGCAUAUUCACACGAACAGCCACACUUACGCUAUCGCCGAUCACACCGCCGUUGCAGAUCGAUUAGAAUGGGGUGGUAAUGAUGCAUUUUACAGAGAUGAAGAGUCGACGAGAAUUCUUUACAUUUUCAAGGAGGAAUUGUAG
Messenger RNA from Anisakis simplex (herring worm), 891 nucleotides. Lineage: Eukaryota; Metazoa; Nematoda; Chromadorea; Rhabditida; Anisakidae. The record is from the annotation of a GenBank genome assembly.